AUUUUACGCCUAUAUAAGUAAACGAAAAAAUCAUUAAAAAUCAAUUAGACAAAUUAGAAAAAUUACAAGACUGAAUCAAGGAAAUUCCACCUACAAGAAGUAUGUUGCGAAAGAAACCACAGAUACUGUUGUUGAUAUGCUGUUCAAUGUUUGUUGAUGUUGGGGCUUGGUUUAGAGGAAGAGCUUACCAUAUCACGCAUAUUGCUAACGGAACACGGGAUACCAUAAAGAUUGAAUUGGUGCAAGGAACAAAUACCUAUACACGAGACAUCGCACCUAACACAUACGUUAGAAUCAAAACUGGAAUCGGUCGCCAAAACUUGUGUGUUUUCGCUGUCGAUGAUACUACCAGGGACAAUGAAGUCUGUCGAGGUGAAAGAACUGAUCGUAGUUUUGUAAUCAGAACAAGGCUCGGACAACCUAAGAUAUACAGAGCAUUAUAUGGGAAGAUUUGGAAGAUAGAUAAGAAAAAUCCGUAA
Messenger RNA from Mytilus trossulus (common blue mussel), 479 nucleotides. RefSeq lists its product as uncharacterized. The record is from RefSeq and is a predicted model, not a curated record. The transcript is spliced from 3 exons. The coding region runs from base 102 to 479 and encodes 125 amino acids. Lineage: Eukaryota; Metazoa; Mollusca; Bivalvia; Mytilida; Mytilidae.